Messenger RNA from Syngnathoides biaculeatus (alligator pipefish), 5752 nucleotides. It is a transcript of the gene hace1, whose product is annotated as HECT domain and ankyrin repeat containing E3 ubiquitin protein ligase 1. Gene Ontology annotation, biological process: positive regulation of protein catabolic process; proteasome-mediated ubiquitin-dependent protein catabolic process; protein polyubiquitination. The transcript has 26 exons. The record is from RefSeq and is a predicted model, not a curated record. Gene Ontology annotation, cellular component: nucleus. Gene Ontology annotation, molecular function: protein binding; ubiquitin-protein transferase activity. The coding region runs from base 2179 to 4845 and encodes 888 amino acids. NCBI's taxonomy places the organism in Eukaryota, Metazoa, Chordata, Actinopteri, Syngnathiformes, Syngnathidae.
GUCAAAAUCCCUGUGCUGUGGAGCGACGAUGGCCCGACACCGGCGGGUGUGCACUGCAGGGCCCAAGGGGCGAGAGGCUGCACUGUCCAUUGAGUCAAGGGACAAGGGCCCUGGCAGGGUUGAGGGCACCCCGGCAGGUGCAGGGGCGCAGGACAAAGGGGGAUGACCCCAGUGCGGGGGGAGGGCCAAUCCCAAAGGCUGGGCAAUGUCCAGGUGAGCGGGCUUGACCCUGUCCACGGAAACAGUCGCAGGUCUACCGCCACUGUCCACCAGCAGGCUCUUAUCCCCGCGCUCCAGGACCCUGAACGGGCCGUCGUAUGGAGGUCGCAGGGGUCCGCGGUGGGCGUCAUGUCGAAUGAACACAAAAUCCGCCGAGUGCAGUCUGAACAUGCGGCGGCAUGUGUCUAAGAAACAGUGGCAUGAUCAGGAAUUUGGGCUCUUUUGCGCCCAGCAGGUUUAGCAUCAUUUCCAUGUGUUUGGAAGGUUUGCUGUCCCCCAGUCCAUUAAUAACCCAAAGACCUCGGGCUCGGUCUGGCAGUGAAAGCUCGAAAACUUUGAGGAGAGGAGUCUUAAACCCAACAUAUUUAUCUUGGGCCGGGAGAGAUGUGAUGAAACUCACUGCCCUGGCCGCCGUUGAGCUCCCGAGGGCUGAGACAAAGUGGCAAUAGCGCGCGGUAUCAUCCGACUCCGGCAAUUUGAGGAUGGCAGUUGCCAUGUUCGUUUCAGUCUCGGAAACGCCGGGACUGCCGUCGGGGUCAACAGCGUAGCGCAGAAGAAAAGGAGGCGGAGUGUCGAACACAGAAACAAACCUCGUCUUAAUGGCAGACAUAAACAGACUAACACCGAAAGUGUAACAAAACAAUAACGUCCGUACGGAACGUCGUAACAUCACUCGAGGUCCCGUAGGUGAAUUAUGUAAACCACCACAAAACAUUCCAACAAAAUGUCAUGUUAUUAUGUUUCACAAUGUACAAUUGUAAGGAUGUCAAAGGUGUCAAAUACCCAAAGGAACGUGUUGCCCUGACCAGAAGUUGAAGCCGAAUUAUCACGUGAAAGUUUCCUGUGCGUGUCUAGUUUUUAUUCUACGUCAUUGUCGCCCGUACUUGUUUGACCUUCUUGACGCAAUCCUCCGCAUUUAUCCGGGUUUGGUGCCGGCCUACAGAUUGCACUAGUUUGUGCCCCAUAGGGCUGCAUUUAGGACAAUGAAAAAAAAUAUUUAUAUACUGUACUAAAGUUGUGGGGAAAAUGAAUAAAUUAGGACAAAACAAGACGGGACGUUGAAACCGAGGAACUUUAAAAGACAACAAUACCCAGGGAACACAUCGAGCAAAAGACGUCAUCAAAGCAGGAAGUAUGAAUCCAUGCAGUAAACGUUGGCGUGAAGGAGGGAAAUAACGAGUUGGUUGUAUAAAGCAGUUUCCUGUAUCAGGAAAAAGAUUACCCCCGCAGCGUCCAGGCUCAUGGACAACGUAUUCGAAUUUGGAACCGAUAAAUUUCUCGGCCAACACUGUGGUUUCCCGUAAAUUUUCCCAGUUGACCGUCCAACCUAUAAUGGAACGGGCGAUGGAGCAGUUUAACGUACAGCUCAACCGACUGACCCGCUCCCUACGCCGUGCCAGGACUGUGGAACUCCCUGAAGGAACUGGACAACUAUUCCACAAAGAGUGUGAAAUGGGAGCUUCCAAAUUUUUCAAGAGAACUUCCUCCAUAGUGCUCAGGAACUCCGAUUGUGGUAUCUUCACGUUCUGACAUGACAGUUAACCAAAGCACACAGCCAAACUAACAACGGUGAAGCUUCAGGAGCAGCCUGUUAAUGUCCUUGAGUGGCCCAGGCAGAGCCUGGACUUUAAUCCAAUCAAACAUCUAUGGAAAGUCCUAAAAAUGACUGUUUACCGACGCUACCCAUCCAAUCAAAUCAAUCAUCUGAUCAAACUAUAUUUUCCCAGUGUUUAAAUGGCUUGUCCAAAUGUUCCUCAGCAAACUUCAAGUGAGCUUUGACAUGAUCCCCCCCCCCCCCCCCCACUACUCUCCCAGCAGUGUGGUCUUAUGUGGUGAGCGUGCAUCCAGUCAGUAGCAGCACAGUGCAGCACUCACUGUUUUUAUUGUGACAACAGAACCGGCUAAUUCCAUGUCUUUUUGAAGCUCUCAACAGACAAUGAAACUGCAGUAUACACACUGAUGCCAAUGGUCAUGGCUGACCAACACAGGUCAGUGUCAGAGUUGUUGCUCAACUCUAAAUUUGAUGUAAACUACGCCUUUGGACGUGUCAAGAGAAGUCUGCUUCACAUUGCUGCCAACUGUGGAUCAGUGGAGUGUCUUGUUCUGCUGCUGAAACGAGGUGCCAGUCCAAACUAUCAGGACAUCUCAGGUUGUACCCCUCUACACCUUGCUGCAAGGAAUGGCCAGAAGAAAUGUAUGGGCAAACUACUGGAGUAUAACGCUGACGUUAACAUCUGCAACAAUGAGGGACUGACUGCUAUCCAUUGGUUGGCAGUGAAUGGGCGGACUGAGCUCCUUCAUGACCUCGUCCAGCAUGUGUCCAAUGUUGACGUUGAAGAUGCCAUGGGGCAGACUGCGUUGCAUGUAGCCUGUCAAAAUGGACACAAAACUACGGUGUUGUGCCUCCUGGACAGUGGCGCUAACAUCAACCGACCAAACGUCUCAGGGGCCACGCCUCUUUACUUUGCCUGCAGUCAUGGCCAAAGAGACACAGCACAAAUCCUACUUUCUCGAGGAGCCAAAUACCUUCCUGACAAGAGUGGGAUCACUCCUCUUGAUCUCUGCGUUCAGGGAGGAUACGGGGAGACCUGUGAAAUACUCAUUCAGCACCACAGCCGGCUCUUCCAGAUACUCAUUCAGAUGACACAGAAUGAUGACAUAAAAGAGAAUAUGCUCAGGCAGGUAUUGGAGCACGUUUCUCAGCAAAGUGACAGUAAUUAUCAGAGAAUCUUGACAAGUCUGGCUGAAGUUGGGACCACGAAUGGACAUAAACUGCUCAGCCUAUCCAGCAGCUAUGAUGCUCAAAUGAAGAGUCUAUUAAGGAUUAUUCGAAUUUUCUGCCAUGUAUUCCGCCUGGGGCCUUCAUCAUCCAAUAAUGGCAAUGAUAUGGGCUACAACGGGAACAAGACUCCCCGGAGUCAAGUCUUUAAGUCACAUUGUUUUGGCUUCGCAAGUGAAAUUUGUGGAUUCUGCCCGGGAGGGAGCAGCGCUUUCACUUGCGCGCCAUUGGAGCUGCUCUGGCACUCCCUUGACGAGUGGCUCGUACUGAUCUCCACUGAACUUGACAGAAGCAGGAACCCAUCAUCAACCUCCACAAACAGUGAUAUAGCCUCUCUGCUUUUCAAACAGCGGGAAGCCAAUCAGUCUUGUGCCACGCCAAGGCUCCCCGCUUCCCUGGACCCUCAAAUUGUCAUGGAAACAGAAGGAUAUGCUGAUGGUGAAGAUGUUAUCUCCAUGACAGCCAAUCGUCUUAGCGCUGUAAUCCAGGCCUUCUACAUGUGCUGCUCUUGCCAGAUGCCACAAGGAAUGACAUCCCCUCACUUCAUUGAGUUUGUCUGCAAGCAUGAUGAGGUACUGAAGUGCUUUGUCCACAGGAAUCCAAAGAUAAUCUUUAACCACUUCCACUUCCUGCUAGAAUGUCCAGAGCUGAUGUCACGUUUCAUGCAUAUCAUCAAGGGCCAGCCUUUCAAGGAUAGGUGUGAGUGGUUCUACGAGCAUCUACUGGCAGGACAGCCAGACUCAGACAUGGUUCAUCGCCCGGUCAAUGAGAGUGACAUCUUGCUCAUCCAUCGAGACUCAAUAUUUCGGAGUAGCUGUGAGAUGGUUUCAAAGUCCACCAAUGAAAAACUGAAGCAAGGGAUUGCUGUCCGCUUUCAUGGCGAGGAGGGGAUGGGUCAGGGUGUUGUUCGGGAAUGGUUUGACAUCCUCUCAAAUGAAAUAAUAAAUCCAGACUACGCUCUCUUCACGCAAUCAGCUGAUGGUACCACUUUCCAGCCCAACAGUAACUCCUCAGUCAAUCCAGACCACCUUAACUAUUUUAGAUUUGCAGGCCAGAUCUUGGGUUUGGCGCUGUUUCACAGGCAGCUGGUCAAUAUCUAUUUCACCCGCUCCUUCUACAAACACAUCCUGGGAAUCCCAGUGAACUAUCAAGAUGUGUCAUCCAUUGAUCCAGAGUAUGCUAAGAACCUGCAGUGGAUCUUGGACAAUGACAUCAGUGAUCUGGGUCUGGAGCUCACUUUUUCUGUGGAAACAGACGUCUUUGGUGCCAUGGAGGAAGUGCCACUCAAACUGGGAGGCACAAGCAUUGUUGUGACUCAAGAAAAUAAGGCUGAGUAUGUCCAGCUAGUGACUGAGCUGAGAAUGACAAGGGCGAUCCAGCCUCAAAUAAAUGCCUUCUUGCAAGGAUUCCAUACUUUUAUCCCUCCUUCACUGAUUCAGCUUUUUGAUGAAUACGAAUUGGAGCUCCUGCUGUCAGGGAUGCCAGAGAUCGAUGUGCAAGAUUGGUGCAGGAACACUGAGUACACCAGUGGCUACAACCCCCAGGAGGCUGUCAUACAGUGGUUUUGGAAAGUGGUUUCACAACUAACCCAGGAAGAGCGAGUUCUGAUGCUUCAAUUUGUCACUGGAAGUUCCAGAGUUCCUCAUGGGGGGUUUGCCUAUUUGAUGGGUGGUAGCGGUUUACAGAAGUUCACCAUUGCUGCAGUCCCAUACACCUCCAACCUUCUGCCUACUUCAAGUACUUGUAUCAACAUGCUGAAACUUCCUGAAUACCCCACACAGGAGAUACUGAAAGAUCGCCUCCUUGUCGCACUGCAUUGUGGGAGCUACGGCUAUACUAUGGCAUAAACAUCCUAUUUGUUGUGCUGCUGCAGGGGUCUGCUGACUCAGUUCAGUCACCCACACCAAUGUUCCUCUUUGAAUUCAAAUAUUGUUUUUGCUGGACAAUACAAGGGAAAACCACAUUUGUCUGGAAACAGCAGUUGAAGUAGCACAUCAGAUUGAAGAAAAGAGAGGAACCUCCAAAAACUCUCCAUCCUCACGUCAACCAAUUUGGGCCAUGCCUGCUUUGUUAUUGUUGUAUUUUUUACACAUAUUACCAUUUUAUGAUCCAUGUGAUUAAUUAUUCAGUUAUAGCAUAUUCUAAAGCAUUUGCAGAUGAGUCAGGAUGAUAUUGCAUAUGUAUAGCUUGAGAAUCCAGAGGAAAAUUUGACUUAUAAUAUUCACGAGUCAACUUUUUUUAAUCUACACGUAUUUACUGCCCUCUGAAGACUAAAUGGGUCAAACUGUAGAGUUACAAAAAAAAUGUGUGAAAUUAUACUCGACACAGUGAUGAUAAGCACCAAUCUCCGUGUUCUGCUUCAUGUGCUGUUCCAAACUUGGAGUAAGUUAAGACAGAACAUUUACCUGUCACUCGAAAUGUGCAAUGUAUUCUAGGUCAACUAUUCAUCACCAUCCCAGAGCAUUGACUGAGCAAUUUGGACUUGUAUCAUUCUAGUAUAGAUACAUGUUCUUCACAUGCUUGUAUGAGUUUGCUUUUUUCAGCUCUUAAUUCACACUGUACUGUAUUCCUUUUAUGAUGAAACAGUGUGCCACAAUGUUUUUUUGUUUUUUUGUGAAAGGGGUGUGCACAACCAAACUGCAUUCAGAAAAAUACAAUGAAACACUUUCUUCCAUUUCAGGGUACUAGUGGUACUGGGAAAAAACAAAAACCUGUUGGGAAAAAAAAAGUUAAAUAUUAAAUAUCUACAAUGUC